AUGGCCGGAGAAAAAGGAACAGAGAUUCGAGAUGAUAAACCAACGAACGCAUUAUCAACUAACAAUUUAAAUCAACACCACAUGGCUGUUACACUUUUUGAGCACACUGUUUAUUUGCUACGCAUCCAGUUGGAUUGUUCUUCCCAAUUGAAGACUGAAUUAACUUCAACUGGUUGUAAUCUCGCUCAAGAUGUGAAUGUUUGGAUUGACCUGAAUGAUGAUGGAAAAUUUGAUGAAUCAGAAAUCGGAGCUCCUUAUCGUUGGCCGGUAACUAGUUACAUGGCAGAAGGCAUCUAUGAUAUACAAAUAUACGUACCAUUGAUCGAUGGCAGAUACAUAAGAAAUGGACCACAUCGAAUGCGUAUUUCUGUUGUGCCGAGUAAUUAUUAUCGAAGUACUUGUGUCGAUUAUGACUACAACGAGUCACGAGAAUAUAUGGUCACUAUUAUUCCAAGAAUGAAAUAUUCUUCACUCGACGCUACGCCUACUUCUAUGGUACCACACAACGUGCCAUGUUCUCCUGAUGUUGGUAAAGUCGUUCUUGUUGUAAUGGCUGGUGAACAUCGAACACAAAUUCGGGAUGACCAAUCAACAAGAACUGCAUUGACCAGCAACACUCGGAAUUAUCAACACCUAGCUAUUGUACUAUAUGAAGAUACUGUCUAUUUGCUACGCAUCCAAUUUGAAUGCACUGGAUCACGAAGCGGAGAUUCUGUUGGAAAUAACUGUAACCUUCCUCAUGAUGUGGCUGCCUGGAUUGAUCUAAACGAUGAUGGUAGCUUUAGUGAUAUAGAAAAUGCAGCUCCUUAUCGCUGGCCACUCACUAGUUAUAUACCACAAGGCAUCUAUGAUCUACAAAUAUAUGUACCUAAUAUUGAUGGAACGAAGACGAAAACUGGACCACAUCUCGAUAUCGGAGGUCCAUAUUUAACGUUAAGUGAUUCAGUUUGUUCUCAAACUCAUGGUAAAAUCGUACUUGUUAUAAUGGCUGGUGAGAAAGGGUCACACAUUCGAGAUGAUACACCAAUAAAUACUGUCAUCAGAGAGGAUCAAAAUCGACACCAUCUGGCUGUUACUCUAUAUGAAAAUACCAUCUAUCGAAUACGUAUUCAAUUGGAUUGCGACCAAAGCUCCAGUAGAGCUUCGUUUAAGAUCCAGUGCAAUCUUGCUUACGACGUGAAUGUCUAUAUUGACCUAAACAAUGACGGAAGAUUUGAUGAAUCAGAAAGUCGUGUUCCUCAUCGGUGGCCACUACGUAGUACAAUGACAUUAGGCAUUUAUGACUUGGAAAUUCCUAUACCUAGUACCGAUGGACUGACUACGAAAGGUGGAUCACAUAUCAUGCGCAUUGUUGUGAAAUCAAGUGAAGAAUAUAACAGAAAAUGUGGCAGAUAUGACUACAGUGAAACCCGAGAGUACACAGUCGAUAUUAUUCCAAAAGACACGUCAAAGGAAAUUCCAAGGGACCCAUAUGGUGGAGGUAAUAUGCUUUUCUAAUUACUCAAAAGAAGCUUUCAACCACAUUAGAAAUGUACUACUCUUGGAACCUAAGAUCGAACGAGUUAACUGUUAUCAUGAUUUCUGUUUUCAACCAUCAAUAAGAUUUUAAUAAGUCCAAUAGCACAGACUUGUGACAACAGAAUUAUGAAAGCGAAAAAGAUCAUUGAAUAAAAAAAUCAUGAAAUUUCAACAGACAUCGAAAUAUCUUUCAUUUUAUUGGCCUUGAAACAUUUCUCGGUAAUGAAAAGGAGAAAUGCUCUAUACAUCUUGCUAUAAACAAAAAUAAGUUUCUUGAAGCGCACGAUUUUUAUUGUUAAGAUAUCAAUCAAGCUAGUUUCAGUCUCUCGUAUGCACACCUACAAUGGUUCCAUCACGUUCCUUUAUUCUUUAUU
This is a messenger RNA of Rotaria sp. Silwood1, 1892 nucleotides long. Lineage: Eukaryota; Metazoa; Rotifera; Eurotatoria; Philodinida; Philodinidae. The record is from the annotation of a GenBank genome assembly.